GCUGAUUGUGAUUACGGAACAAAUGUUAAAAACAACUUCAAACAACACGUUUUAAUUCACAAAGUUUUUAAAAAUUUUAAAUGUGCUACUUGUGAUUAUGGAACCAAUAAUAAACAUCUCUACAAACAACAUGUUUUAACACAUAACGUUUCUAAGGAUUUUAAAUGUGCUACUUGUGAUUAUGGUACAAAUAAUAUAUACCACUUCAAACGACAUCUUUUAAAACAUACAGUUUCUAAGAAUUUUAAAUGUGCAGAUUGUGAUUAUGGGACAAAUGAUAAACACGACUUCAAACAACAUCUUUUGACACAUAAAGUUUUGAAGGAUUUCAAAUGUGGUAAUUGCGAUUAUGAAACAAACAAAAAAUACAACUUUAACCAACAUCUUAUAAAACAUAGAGUUUGUAAGAGUUUUAAAUGUGCUGAUUGUGAUUAUGUGACAAAUGAUAAGUACAUCUUCAAACGACAUCUUUUAAUUCAUAACGUUUCUAAAGUUUUUAAAUGUACUGUUUGUAAAUAUGGAACAAAUGAAAAACACAACUUAAAACGACAUCUUUUAAUUCAUAACAUUUCUAAAGAUUUUAAAUGUGCCGAUUGUGAUUAUAGGACAAAUGUUAAACACUAUUUGAAACGACAUCAAUUAAAACAUCGGGUUUCCAAGGAUUUUAAAUGUGCUCAUUGUGAUUUCGGGACAAAAAGUAAAGCCCAUCUUAAACAGCACCUUUCAAAACAUAAAGGAGUCUACGGUUUUUAAAUGUGCUAAUUGUGAUUACAAUGUAUACUAGGGUUUGUACUCUAGAAUUGUAGCCUCCCUUACAUUGUUUGUUGCAGUGAUAUUGAACAGAACUGUAGGAUCUCCUAAAUAUUUUUUAACAAAGCAAAUACGUUACUAACGAGUUUUUGAUGUGAAGAAGCUAAUUUGAGCAUGUAUCUAAGAAUAAUAAAUUUCGACCA
Molecule: messenger RNA, 953 nt
Organism: Photinus pyralis (common eastern firefly)
Lineage: Eukaryota; Metazoa; Arthropoda; Insecta; Coleoptera; Lampyridae
Product: zinc finger protein 64-like
Exons: 1
Biological process (GO): regulation of transcription by RNA polymerase II
Cellular component (GO): nucleus
Molecular function (GO): DNA-binding transcription factor activity, RNA polymerase II-specific; RNA polymerase II transcription regulatory region sequence-specific DNA binding
Source: RefSeq, a predicted model, not a curated record